This is a messenger RNA of Monopterus albus (swamp eel), 1836 nucleotides long. It is a transcript of the gene sfxn4, whose product is annotated as sideroflexin 4. Gene Ontology annotation, cellular component: mitochondrial inner membrane. The transcript has 14 exons. Gene Ontology annotation, biological process: monoatomic ion transport; mitochondrial transmembrane transport. The record is from RefSeq and is a predicted model, not a curated record. Bases 155 to 1066 code for a protein of 303 amino acids. Gene Ontology annotation, molecular function: monoatomic ion transmembrane transporter activity. Lineage: Eukaryota; Metazoa; Chordata; Actinopteri; Synbranchiformes; Synbranchidae.
GCUGGUGUAAGACUGCUGCAUGUACAAAUUAUGCGCUAAAUUUAAAAACCAGCCCCCAACUGGACACGUGGUUGAAGGCGGAAGCAGUUUCGCGUAGGUCAUGAGUUGCAGCAAUGUAUUUCAUUCAUAACACACAAAUGUACUCGUUGUUUUAAUGGAUCCUAAUCUGUUGUACUGGAAAAGCGAGGGACAGUCUUUCCUCAGUCGACUGCAUAUUUGGGCGAAUCUGCUCGAUCCAACCUACCUGCUCUCCUCUGAUGCUGAAAUACUGAAGGCCCAUGCUUCUCUUGGAAGUGGAGAGACAAAUGAAGAGGAUGUGCCUGCAAAGACCCUCUCUCUUUCGUCUGUGCAUGCUGGCUCUGGAGCUGUUCUUCCUCUAGCUUUCCGCCCUCCAGCAUUUUUGUUAAUAUCUGCACCGUUGGUUCUUGGCAGCUUUUUGCCACAUAGUAGUGUCAAACCAGCUCUGUUUUGGCAGUUUCUGCUGCAGAGUUACAGUGCUGGGUUCAACUAUGCAAACAGAAGCUCUUCACCAGAGCAGGAUAAGAAGAGGCAUUUCAAAGAGCUUCUGUUGAUCACAGGAACAGUGUCCUGUACAACAUGUGCAGGGGCCCUUCCUCACAUUUUCAUUAAGCAACUCAGUAUACAAAGCCCACCGCUCCGGACGUUCUUUAGGUCAAUAUUACCAAUCCCACUCUCAGCUGCUCUGGCCUUUUUCAAUGUGUAUACUGUCAGAAGUGUGGAGUCAGAAACUGGGAUCCAAGUGUUCGAUACCAAUGGAAAUCCUGUCGGCAUCUCUAAAGCUGCAGGAGAAAAGGCUGUGACUGAAACUGCGCUGUCAAGAGCAGCACUUUUUGGUAUGACCGCUGUCAUUCCUAAUCUGCUGGUUUUGCUCAUACGGGGAACAAGACCUUUCCAUCACAUGAGUGUUGUGGUUGUUCUGGGCCUGAUGAUCCCUGUGUCAUUCAGUCUCUUUCCACAACUGGAAAUGAUAAAGAAGGAGAAUUUGGAGGAGGAGCUGCAGGCUGCAGCAGGCAACGGACAUUUGUUCUAUCACAGAGGACUGUGAGAAGCUGCUUAAACCAAGUAGAUAUGUUAAGAGACCUAAAGUGCAGUUAGUGGAUAAUAAAGGUGUUAUUCAGCAACAUGCAGCUGGAAACAUAAAAGCAGUUUUGUCUCACACUUUCUUGUAGAAUCUUUUGAGAAACCAGAAACUGUUUUUUUAUAGUAAAUAUUUGUAAUUGCUAUAUUAAUAUACUUGUAGAUAGGAAAUAUUACAUCUAUUCAUGAAAAUACAUUUAGUUUUAUGAACAUUUCUAUGUAUUGCAUUGUCUUAUAUGAAAUACUGAGGCACAAAACCAUCCGUUUAGCAAUGUGGCUGAAAACGUACUCAACAGAAAAACAGUGCUUACUAUACAUUAAUAAAAAAAAUACUGAGAACAUGAAGACACACACAAUGUAAAUCAGUGGAAGCAUAGAUUAAUAUUUGAUCAACUGCAGAUUUGAGAAACAAUUCUUUUCUAUUAGUUUUCUUAAUAAAACACUGUUUGAAAAACCUACCACAACUUUGUUUAUAUUUCAGUUGUGUGGCAUUAGUCAUUAGUAAAAUACAAAAGGUGAUAUUUAAAAAUGAAAAUAAACCUAUGUUGUACAAAGUCUGUUGCAGUUGUGAUUUAAUAACCGUAUACAACUAACUCAUUACUAAAUCGUGCUUGUUAUAUCUGAGUCAAGAAUCCCAUGGAAAGACCAAAACCAACAAUGUGUUAGUUUGUCUUUAAAAACUAAACUCUGCUCUCUGUAGCACUCAGCCUUAAGCCCAGUGGAUCCUUCUAAAGAUUU